Molecule: messenger RNA, 1613 nt
Organism: Lytechinus variegatus (green sea urchin)
Lineage: Eukaryota; Metazoa; Echinodermata; Echinoidea; Temnopleuroida; Toxopneustidae
Product: major facilitator superfamily domain-containing protein 6-like
Exons: 5
Coding region: 1-1491 (496 amino acids)
Cellular component (GO): membrane
Molecular function (GO): transmembrane transporter activity
Source: RefSeq, a predicted model, not a curated record
AUGACUAAUCAGAAAAAGUUUGACGAGAAGGGGGUGGAUUACAUCCUUGGUGACUCAGAAAUAGUAAGCCUAUCCUCCCGGGUGUCCGAUGGUGAUGAUGAGGAUCACUUCUUCAUCGACCACGAUCAGGUCAACAAAAACGAUGUCCACGGCAGCAAUAGUGCAGGGGUUAUCGAACUUGAACCGUUAAGUCAACCAUUAAAUGGAAGGCGCUGUCGAGCCGAGACUCAUGAAGAUGUCGGCAUUGAUACCGAUAACGAACACAACCGAGGCAAAUAUGGUGGCGUAGAUCAUUCUGAAGAUCAGCCAAAGAAAAAUGGAACCAGAAUCUUCUUAGCUGUAAAAACUACUCAUUUCCUCUUUGGUGGUGGACAGUUAUUUGGUAUCUUCUAUCGUCAGCAUCUUAAUAUGACAACCGGGAUUCCUACUUGUAAAUCCCAGAACGCAACGUACUCGGAAUUCAAGGAGUUUGUGGAUGAAAAUGCUUGCAAGUCCUCAAAUAUCAAGAUUCUAAAUACAUCGACUGCUGCAGCGUUUCUGGAGGAUAUCCUUGAAUGUUCAUUCACUGGUCUUGCAACAGAUACAGAUUCUGAUCGCGAGAAUAGGGGAGAUGAGAACGUGGAUGGUGGUGCUCCAGACGAUACAUACGAAUAUAAAGAAACAGGACAAAAUUUUCAGUACGGGCGCCAACGGAUGUUUGCAAGUAUAGCAUAUGGCGCUCUUGCACCUCUCUCAGGUAUCGCUGUCUCCGCAUAUACUGCUGCCCAUCCAAACGCAUUCAACGUCUAUCUUCCUGCAUUUGUUCUCUUUGUAACCCUAUUUGCACUCUGUACAGCAACUGUUUCUUUUAUCCCAAUCCGCGUUAAGCAACGAACCACGAAAUCUUUAGCCAUGGACGCGAAAGAUGUCCUUUUGAAACCAAAGGUGAUCGUUUUCUUUACCGUCAUGCUCUCAAUGGGAAUCAUGUUUGCGUUCUUCGAGACAUAUUUAUUUUUGUUUCUAGCAGAAAUAGAUGGAGAGGCAACUGUUAUGGGUUUGUGCUUGACAGUUUCUUGCUCAUCAGAGGUGGUCUUAAUGAUGUAUGCAUCAAAGAUCAGAGAAAAGAUUGGUCACCGAACUGUCCUUGGAAUUGCUCUCAUCGGCUUCUCAUUAAGGUCUGUCGGUUACUCCCUCCUGCAGAAUCCUUGGACCGUCCUACCAAUUGAACUUCUUCAUGGGAUUACCCAUGGGUCAAUGUGGCCGAAUGCAGUCUUCUUUAUCCAUCAAAGCUCCCCUCCCGAACUGGCGGCCACCAUGCAGUCACUCACGUUCAGCACCUUCUUCGGUUUAGGAAAGGGAGUCGGAAUCAUUCUUGGCGGAGUCAUCUACGACAACUUUGGAGCCAGGAAUCUGUUUAGGGGAUCUGCCAUUUUGUCUUUCGUGACACUCGUCUUGUAUUGCGUCAUCGACAUCAUCCUUGACAAACGAGAAAUAUCCCAUGACAAGCUGUGAAUAUUAACCUGACUUUUUAAAGGGACAACGAGUUAGGAGUCAAGUGGCAAUUUGUUUGUUAUAUUCAAAAUGUUUGUCUGACAUUCAAUCGUGGCUUGUUGAUAAUAGAUUGAAAUUAAAUU